This is a messenger RNA of Brassica rapa (field mustard), 883 nucleotides long. Its product is annotated as zinc finger protein 11. The record is from RefSeq and is a predicted model, not a curated record. Lineage: Eukaryota; Viridiplantae; Streptophyta; Magnoliopsida; Brassicales; Brassicaceae.
CCCCAUACUACAAUAACAUUGGUCUCAAGUAACUUCCAAUUAUAGUAAUAAACAGACACGUUGCAGGCAUGAGCAUCAUGAGUGAGUAUCAUCCUUAUUCAUCAUCAGCAUCUGUUGGAGAAUAUGAAGAGGACACAUUUGGCAAGUUUCAGCAGCAAAAACAAAACUCAAGAAGAUCAAGAAGGUGACACUAGUGGUAACGACAGAGUCAUCAUGAAUCUCUACAAUAGCUAUGAAGCUGGGCUGAUCCCAUGGCCUCCCAAGAACUACACUUGCAGUUUCUGCAGGAGAGAUUUUAGAUCUGCUCAAGCACUUGGAGGACACAUGAAUGUUCACAGAAGAGACAGAGCAAAACUCAGACAGAUCCCUUCUUGGCUCUUUGAACCUCACCAACAACACGUACCUGUUGGCAACCCUAACCCUAAUUUUGGCUCUUCUUCUCCUUUAACAAUGCCAGCUCAUCUUGACCCUUCCCUAACCAACCAGAUAUCCAAAACGACUACGUUUUCUUCUGACCGGUUCGAUCUUCUGGAUAAUACUAGCCAUGGAGGUUUGAUGAAGGAAAGAGAGAAGAACAAGAGCAAUGUGUGUAGCAGAGAGCUCAAGAAGAGUGCCAUAGAUUCAUCAUGCCAUGCUGCAAAAUGUGAGAUAAGUCGUGGGGAGAUGAACAAGAAACAUGGAUUCACGAGGUUGGAGCUUGGGAUGGAUUUGAGGAAUCCAAACCAAGUUCUUGAUUUGGAGCUUCGACUUGGCUGCCUUUAAAUAAUUAACUUUAAUUAAUAAUUUAACUACGAGAUUAUAUGUAAGGUAUGUAUGUAUGUGUAGCUGAGCAGUGAGCAAGAGAUUGUGAUUGCAUUUAGGCUAAUGAGAUUUAAUGGUAUUA